AUCUUUCUUCGACAUCUCAUGACUUCACUGAGCAUAAUUUCUUCCGGAAUCAACCCGUACCGGCCGUACCCUCGACCAACAUGUCAACACUCAAAUGAACCACCGACUGCAAAGAGUCUCCUACUUUCCCGACUGAAAUUCGGAUUGGAUGUAGUGCAAAGGCCGAGCAAUUUCCUGCAGCUGCAUUCAAGUCCUCUUCCUGUUAUCUACUAGAGUCGUCAUCCCUACUAACUAGUCAUCGGAGAUGUUCCAAGGGGGAUAAGUCCAUUGUCGCACUAGGUUCAUCUGGUAUGUCCGCGCCCAUUAUUCUCCUUACGUCUUUCGUAUUGCUUUUGCUUCGCUUGUCCCAGGUCUCAACAUUUAAACCCGUGUGUGCUGUGUGCAACCGAAGCCGCAUGAUCCCGCAAUAUCCAAACACACCUCCACUCUCGGAUGACUUUAUUCCUUACUCUAUGAUUGUCCCAUGCUCUCAAAAACCUGCUACCCAAUCACCUUUCACCUUUCUAACACGUCGUUCGCUCGAAUCACCCCAGACUCGAGUGCAAUGCUACGUAUGCAUACAAUAGACGAUGGAUCGACUGUAUGCUCCAUAUCAUACUCGAAGAAGUAUCUCUAGUAUCUCUGCAAAUCGAUUGACUGAAACAAGAUCAUCGUAUUGAAGAGCUACAAGGAUUGAAUUGAUUAACUGCAACUCGGAGGAAUGGGAAAGGUUGGAGACUCACCCCUCUCGACAUUGCUGCCAGCG
Messenger RNA from Suillus subaureus, 745 nucleotides. RefSeq lists its product as uncharacterized. The record is from RefSeq and is a predicted model, not a curated record. NCBI's taxonomy places the organism in Eukaryota, Fungi, Basidiomycota, Agaricomycetes, Boletales, Suillaceae. The coding region runs from base 291 to 566 and encodes 91 amino acids. The transcript has a single exon.